Linderina pennispora is the source of this 1137-nucleotide messenger RNA. RefSeq names its product WD40 repeat-like protein. Gene Ontology annotation, biological process: RNA (guanine-N7)-methylation. Bases 1 to 1137 code for a protein of 378 amino acids. Lineage: Eukaryota; Fungi; Kickxellomycota; Kickxellomycetes; Kickxellales; Kickxellaceae. The transcript is spliced from 2 exons. Gene Ontology annotation, molecular function: tRNA (guanine(46)-N7)-methyltransferase activity; protein binding. The record is from RefSeq and is a predicted model, not a curated record. Gene Ontology annotation, cellular component: nucleus; tRNA methyltransferase complex; cytosol.
AUGCCGCAUUUCCCCGUUUCGCUCGUGGAGGCCAGCUCAGCCGGUCUGAUCGCUCUUGUGUUUGACAAGGACUUCCAUAUCGUCAACAGCUCUGGGAAGAUCGUCGCGUCGACAGUUGAGGGCCUCGGAGACGAUGUCAAGCUGGCGGCUGGAUCGAAGAAGGGUUCUGUGAAGUCCGUCGCCUUCAGCCCUGCUGGUGAUCUGUUUGCUGUUUGCACCAUGGACAAGGGCCUGUACAUCUACAGCACUGCCAGCUGGUCCAUUGUCCGCGAAGCCGAGACGCCCAAGCGCGCCAACGCAGUAGUAUUCGAUCCUUCAGGAGCCUACGUCCUUGCUGCAGAUAAAUUUGGCGACGUCGUGCGGCUCACAGCCGCGCCAGCUACCGACGGCGAUUCUGAGAAACCAGUGGUUCUGCUCGGCCACGUAUCGAUUCUGUGCGACAUCGAGUUCACACAUGGCGACCGGCCGUAUGUCCUGACGUGCGACCGCGAUGAAAAGCUGCGCGUAAGCAAAUAUCCGAACUCAUACAACAUUCAGUCGUUCUGUCUCGGACACACGGCAUUUGUGACGUCAGUGGCUACGGCCAAAUUCGCCGUGAAUAACGCGGUUACCGGCUCCGGUGACGGUACCGUAAGGCUGUGGGAUGUCGAGAGCGGCGAACUGCUGCAGACAGUCGUGCUGGGCGACAUUUUGGCGCAGUACCGCGAGUCUGAGCAAGAUCAGGAGAAGGCGGAUCGGUUCGGCGUUCUGCGUGUUCGCAGUAUUGAGGAAACGAACGAGUUUGCUGUCCUUGUCGAAGAUAUCCCGGCAGUCAUUGUCUUCCCGUUUGCCAACGGCGCUCUCGGAACUCCGCAGGUCAUCGACAUUGCUCGCGCGCCCACUGAUAUGACCAUUACCAGCGACCGACUCGUUGUGUCUUAUGUGCCUGCGGCUGAGGGAGUCCAGGAUGCCGCUCUGGUUAGCGUGCUCAAGAAUGCCGACGGACAGUAUGUCGCUGACGACGAGCUCAAUGGCGCUCUGAGCAAUGUUCAUACCCUGGAGACCAAUAAGGUCCCUGCGAUUCAAUCGAUCUUUGUGUGGGGCAGCAAAAACUUCAUUGAGCGGACUAACAAGGGCGACCAGGACGAUGACGAAUGA